AAAGAGAAACAACAAAAAGAAGAAAAGACAAGUAGAAGUAUUACAAAUUAUUCAGGUUUAUUUUGUGACCUUUUUCUCUCUUUUUUUGCAAUGGCUUGCUACACUUUAAUGAAGGCUUUGCUCUGGCAUUCCCUUUCUGCUCAUCUGUCAUUCGCAGUCACACACAAGCUCCAGUACUUUUACACUGCAGUCACACCAGGAACAAAUUUCCCAGAGUACACUGAUGUUGGUCUGAUUGAUGGAGAGCCAUUUGUGUACUAUGACAGCAACAUAAAAAAAUACAUCCCAAAAACAGAGUGGAUAAAGAAGAUAAAUGAUUCUGAUGCAGACUACUGGAACAGUGAGACACAGAAUCAGCAAAUUGCACAAAAGAUCUACAAAGAAGAUAUGAAGACACUAAUGCAGCGCUUUAAUCAGACUAAAGGAGUUCACACACUACAGAGGUCGUACGGCUGUGAGAUUGAUGAUGACGGGACUGUUAGAGGAUAUGAUCAGUUUGGUUAUGAUGGAGAAGAUUUCAUCAGUCUGGAUCUGAAAUCUGUCACCUGGACUGCAGCUAAACCUCAGGCUGUUAUCACCAAAUACAAACUGGAUGCUACAGGGACUGCUCAUGCUGACAAAUACUAUCUGGAGAACAUCUGUAUCGAGUGGUUACAGAAGUAUGUGUCUUACGGCAGAGAGAUUCUGGAGAGGAAAGUUCGUCCUGAGGUAUCCGUCUUCCAGAAACACUCGUCUCCAGAGGUGGUGUGUCACGCUACAGGGUUCUUCCCUAAAAGUGUGAAUAUCACCUGGCAGAAGGAUGGAGAGGACGUGUAUGUGGGUGUGGAGCUCAGUGAGACGUUACCCAACCACGAUGGAAGUUUCCAGAAGAGAAGCGUUCUGAAAGUCCCAGCUGAGGCGCUGCAGAAACACAACUACACCUGUGUGGUUCAGCACAGCAGCUUGGAGGAGGAGAUAGUGAGGCUUGUGAGCCAAAUCCUGAGAGGUGGAAGAGUGUAUGUAGUGUUUGGUAUCGUAUUUGCUGCAGCUGUGGUUCUUGUUGCUGUUGUUGGAAUUCUCAUCUGGAAAAAGAAGAAAUCUGACUUCAAACUAGAGCCCUGCACUCCUGCGGGAGUCCCACGGGACUCGCGGGACCCGCCGCAAAGCAGUGUGGCGUGGGACAAAUUUUGAAAGCUCAUUGCGGGCACGGGCGGGACCGGAAGUGCACAUAUGCGCGCAGGAGCGGGAGUGCACAUAUGUGGCGUGGGCGGGAGCGGUGAUAAGCUGCAGUCCUGCUAACUAAAAAUGUGUUUGAAAUAAAAUGUAUAAAUUAUUAAUUUAUGUCUAUCAUAUAUAAUUUGUGCUGGAUAUUUUAUUUGGUAUUAAUAAAAACAUUUCAAGAUGCCUAAAUUUGCAGAGAGAGUUAGCCCAUGUUUACAUUAGACCGUAUCAGCGGAUCAUCAGAUUAAUGUUUUUAAAACGAUUAGCGUGCACACAGCAACACCAAUACACGAUUUGCGUGCACACAGCAACACCAAUACACGAUUUGCGUGCACACAGCAAUGCCAAUACACGGAUACGCUCGGCUCCGCAGGCAUCCUGCGCUCCAAAUCACUCCGCCCUGAACAGCGAGUGCCCUCUGGAGGGUGCGCACUCCGGCCCUGCGCAGCUCACAGAGCGCGCGAGUGAAGUGAACAAGCUGUGAUUCGGGACUGAGCCGCUGUUUGUGUGAUCCCAGCGCACAUCACUUACCACUUGCAAGUGGAAGGAUGGCAAGCCUAAAGACAAUCAUAACUACACAAUGGGCAGUAUUUGCAUC
This is a messenger RNA of Neoarius graeffei (lesser salmon catfish), 1798 nucleotides long. Its product is annotated as H-2 class I histocompatibility antigen, Q9 alpha chain-like. The record is from RefSeq and is a predicted model, not a curated record. Lineage: Eukaryota; Metazoa; Chordata; Actinopteri; Siluriformes; Ariidae. Bases 91 to 1170 code for a protein of 359 amino acids. Gene Ontology annotation, biological process: immune response. Gene Ontology annotation, cellular component: external side of plasma membrane. The transcript has 6 exons.